CUCCGCCCUAAUAUCCUGUCUCCUUCUCUGAACGGCUGAAAGGCUGCGGAAGCAAGCUCCCCAUUGGCCGCGGAGGGAACUCACAUCCGGUUUGCACGACGGCCAGGAGAGCGCGGAGGCAGCCAUGGUGCGGUUCAAGCACAGGUACCUGCUCUGCGAACUGGUGUCUGACGACCCCCGCUGCCGCCUAAGCCUCGAUGACCGAGUUCUGAGCAGCCUCGUACGGGACACGAUCGCCAGGGUGCACGGAACUUUCGGCGCAGCCGCCUGCUCCAUCGGCUUCGCGGUUCGAUACCUCAAUGCCUAUACUGGAAUAGUGCUACUUCGAUGCAGAAAAGAAUUCUAUCAGCUUGUGUGGUCAGCUCUUCCCUUCAUCACGUACUUGGAGAACAAAGGACACCGUUACCCAUGCUUUUUCAACACGUUACAUGUGGGAGGUACAAUAAGAACAUGUCAGAAGUUCCUAAUUCAGUACAACAGAAGACAGCUGUUGAUCUUGUUGCAGAACUGCACUGAUGAAGGAGAGCGGGAAGCUAUCCAGAAGUCUGUGACAAGAAGCUGCUUACUAGAGGAGGAGGAGGAGUCAGGUGAGGAGGCUGCAGAAGCAAUGGAGUGAACCUCUGCUCCUCACACAGCUGACUACACUGCUCAGGCUUCAGGCCCACUUGUUGAACAGAACAAUCUGGGUAGCAACAGCAUCUUCGUUUUCCAAACUGGAUAGCUGCCAACCAGUGAACAUUACCCACUUGAAAUGGAGUACUCAGUUAAACUGAAGUUGCCUUUACCUAGCAUUCCCUGGUGAAGUGCUGCAGGUUGUGAAUUCUGUAGACAUCUUUAUUGCUUGGCUAAGAGUAGAUUUAAUAAAUGUAUCUGGUUUCCGUGGCA
This is a messenger RNA of Symphalangus syndactylus (siamang), 885 nucleotides long. RefSeq names its product POP5 ribonuclease P/MRP subunit (gene POP5). Gene Ontology annotation, cellular component: ribonuclease P complex. Gene Ontology annotation, molecular function: ribonuclease P RNA binding. The record is from RefSeq and is a predicted model, not a curated record. NCBI's taxonomy places the organism in Eukaryota, Metazoa, Chordata, Mammalia, Primates, Hylobatidae. Gene Ontology annotation, biological process: tRNA 5'-leader removal.